AUGAUCACUGGCAGCCUCAGCCUCUUGCUGCAGGGACAAGAUAAAGUCGUGGAAGGUCUGACUGACGACAAUCCUUUCUAUCUACAUGGUGUCGCCUGCAAGGACUUCGAGCGAUUGCUAUGCCUCUUCUAUCCUGAGAACGUGAGCGACGGCGAUUUGUCUACCACCGAAGAAUGGACAUCGGUCCUCGCGCUCGCCACGAAGUGGGAGUUUGCAGACUACCGCCAGCUUGCCAUCUCGCGGCUCGCUCAGCUCGCCUCUCCGAUCGACCGCAUCCUGCUCGGGCGCAGUUACGACAUACCGGAGUGGAUCGCUGCGGCGUAUCUGGAGCUCUGCAAGCGCGACGAUGCGCUCACAUACGAGGAGGGGGCGCGCCUAGGAAUGCACGACGCGAUCCUGUUGUCGGACAUCCGGCAGUGCAUCCGCGGCAAUAGGGUGACGACGCAGGAAAAGAACAUCUUGCUCCUGAUUGAGAAGAAGUUGGUGUAG
Rhodofomes roseus is the source of this 489-nucleotide messenger RNA. RefSeq lists its product as uncharacterized. NCBI's taxonomy places the organism in Eukaryota, Fungi, Basidiomycota, Agaricomycetes, Polyporales, Fomitopsidaceae. The transcript has 3 exons. Bases 1 to 489 code for a protein of 162 amino acids. The record is from RefSeq and is a predicted model, not a curated record.